Messenger RNA from Diachasma alloeum, 1010 nucleotides. RefSeq lists its product as uncharacterized. Bases 96 to 788 code for a protein of 230 amino acids. The record is from RefSeq and is a predicted model, not a curated record. NCBI's taxonomy places the organism in Eukaryota, Metazoa, Arthropoda, Insecta, Hymenoptera, Braconidae. The transcript is spliced from 4 exons.
UCUUGUGUUCUCUUCUCAAAGAAGAAAUAAUUUCAUUCUUCUUGAGUUUUUCCCCCCCCCUCUUCCGAUAUAUUUUUUUUUUUGUUCCUACGAAGAUGAAGCUGGCCUUAGUGGUCGUACUGGCUGUUGCCUCUUGUGUUCAUGCUGCUAUUAAGGAAGCUAGACCCCAUACCAAUCGGCCCGGACGAUUUCUGUCUUUGCCUAUUGCCCAAAAAUGCGCAAAUCGGCCGAAGGAAUUCAACUUUAAAGGGCACAACUACUUCCUGAGCAGUCAUGUGCCAGCUCAUGCAAACGCUAAAGUUGACUGGUUGGACGCCCGAAACAUCUGCAGGGAGUACUGCAUGGACCUGGUGUCAAUCGAGACACAGGAGGAAAAUAACAUGAUCUUCAGGCUCAUUCAACAAAAUGACGUACCCUACAUCUGGACCUCAGGUCGUCUCUGUGACUUCAAGGGCUGCGAAAAUCGUCGCGAUCUCGAGCCAAAAUCCCUGUACGGCUGGUUCUGGUCAGCAAAUCGCGAGAAGAUGGCACCCACCAACCAAUCACCUGCGGGAUGGGGCUACAACCCAUGGUCCCAGACUGGACAUAAGAAGCAGCGUCAACCUGACAAUGCAGAGUUCGACAUCAAUGGCACCACUGAAUCCUGCCUGUCUGUACUCAAUAAUGUUUACAACGAUGGUAUUGCAUGGCACGAUGUCGCUUGUUACCAUGAAAAACCAUUCGUUUGUGAAGACUCACAAGAAUUACUCGCUUAUAUCGCAAGCACCAAUCGUGGAAUUCGUUUGUAAAUUUUUUUCCUCGACAGAAAAAAAUUUUUACUGUGGAAAAUUCCUUUUUUGUUCGAGGGAAAAGUGAACUUUUUGUAGUUAAAAUUUAUUUUCCUCUUGAAAAUUAAUUUUUGAUUGAAUAAUUGAGUUUUCAACACUCAGAGUUUUUUUCGUCAAAAAUUCAUCUCUUCCACUUGAAAAAAAUUUUCACAAAAAAUUAUAUAAAUUCUAUAGAUUAUAUGA